CCGGCCCCGCCGGUCCCGCCGAGAUGCUGUUCCACAGUCUGUCGGGCCCCGAGGUGCACGGGGUCAUCGACGAGAUGGACCGCAGGGCCAAGAGCGAGGCUCCCGCCAUCAGCUCCGCCAUCGACCGCGGCGACACAGAGACGACCAUGCCGUCCAUCAGCAGUGACCGCGCUGCCUUGUGCGCCGGUUGCGGGGGCAAGAUCUCCGACCGCUACUACCUGCUGGCGGUGGACAAACAGUGGCACAUGCGCUGCCUCAAGUGCUGCGAGUGCAAGCUCAACCUGGAGUCAGAGCUCACCUGUUUCAGCAAGGAUGGAAGCAUCUACUGCAAGGAAGACUACUACAGGAGGUUCUCUGUGCAGCGCUGCGCCCGCUGCCACCUGGGCAUCUCGGCCUCGGAGAUGGUGAUGCGGGCUCGGGACUUGGUUUAUCACCUCAACUGCUUCACGUGCACCACGUGUAACAAGAUGCUGACCACGGGUGACCACUUCGGCAUGAAGGACAGCCUGGUCUACUGCCGCUUGCACUUCGAGGCGCUGCUGCAGGGCGAGUACCCCGCGCACUUCAACCACAAGGGGCGGCCGCGGAAGCGCAAGAGCCCGGGCCCCGGGGCGGACCUGGCGGCGUACAACGCUGCGCUCAGCUGCAACGAGAACGACGCGGAGCACCUGGACCGCGACCAGCCCUACCCCAGCAGCCAGAAGACCAAGCGCAUGCGCACCUCCUUCAAGCACCACCAGCUGCGGACCAUGAAGUCUUACUUUGCCAUUAACCACAACCCCGACGCCAAGGACUUGAAGCAGCUCGCGCAGAAGACGGGCCUCACCAAGCGGGUCCUCCAGGUCUGGUUCCAGAACGCCAGGGCCAAGUUCAGGCGCAACCUCUUACGGCAGGAAAACACGGGCGUGGACAAGUCGACAGAGGCGGCGCUGCAGACGGGGACCCCGUCGGGGCCGGCCUCGGAGCUCUCCAACGCCUCCCUCAGCCCCUCCAGCACGCCCACCACCCUCACAGACUUGACGAGCCCCACCCUGCCAACUGUGACGUCUGUCUUAACUUCUGUGCCUGGCAACCUGGAGGGCCACGAGCCUCACAGCCCCUCACAAACGACUCUUACCAACCUUUUCUAAUGACUGGCACCCCGCCCCCUUUCCCCACAAUUUCUUUAAAAAAGAAAUUAUCUUUAGUUGAAUUCCAAGUGUAUUUUAAAAUAGAGGCUUUGAGCAACUAACUAACCACAUUUUAGGAUCUCGCCUGGAAACGGAGGAGACAGCGCGCCCGGCUGACGCAGCGGCGUGGACGGAGGAGUUACUUGGAAGAUCUAUCUGCAACACAACAUUUGUGUCACUGUACAGUUUUGUGGACUGAGCGAGCAAGAACAACAAGUAAUUUAAGUUGGCUAGAGCUUCUGUAUUUUCAAAGACUGCCACGUGCCUUAGGAAUACUGUUUUAUCUCCAUACUUUGGACGACUUAUUCAUUUUCUCUCCCUCUUUUUCUC
Miniopterus natalensis is the source of this 1499-nucleotide messenger RNA. The record is from RefSeq and is a predicted model, not a curated record. NCBI's taxonomy places the organism in Eukaryota, Metazoa, Chordata, Mammalia, Chiroptera, Miniopteridae.